AUGUCAGAGCAACAUCAGAAACAUCAGUAUGACCUCAAACAGCUUCAAAAUGUCAAAGACAACACUGUCAUUGGUGUUGCCGUCACACUACGAGGAAUUAACCUUGUGAGGCAACUGCAUUUCUCGCAAGUGUUUAAUGAUCCCAUCCACGGGCAUGUGGAGUUACACCCACUUCUUGUCAAAAUUAUAAACACGCCUCAGUUCAACAGACUACGAAACAUUAAGCAGCUUGGAGGGGCCUACUUUGUUUUCCCUGGAGCGUCCCACAACCGCUUUGAACACUCCAUUGGAGUGGCGUACUUAGCAGGAGAGCUUGCACAAGCUCUGAAAACAAAACAGCCAAAACUCAACAUCACUGACAGAGACAUCCUUUGUGUGCAAAUUGCAGGUCUUUGCCAUGACCUGGGACAUGGGCCAUUUUCCCAUCUGUUUGAUGGAAUGUUCCUCCCCAAAGCAGGUAAAAAGUGCGAGCAUGAGGAGAUUUCUCUAAAGAUGCUUGAUCACCUGGUUGAUAAAAAUGACCUGAAGCCGGUGAUGAAGAAGUACGGCCUGGAGCCAGAGCAGGACAUGCUCUUCAUCAAGGAGAUGAUUGGGGGACCUCUGGACUCUAAUAAACAAAAGAAGGUACCUUGGAAAUAUGAAGGUCGAGACGAGGACAAGUCCUUCCUCUAUGAAAUCGUGGCCAAUAAAACAAAUGGCAUUGAUGUGGACAAGUUUGACUACUUUGCCAGGGACUGCCACCACCUGGGCAUCCAGAACCACUUUGACCAUCACCGCUUCUUCAAGUUUGCCAGAGUGUGUGUGGUGAAGGAGGGGAGGAAGCACAUCUGCUCUCAAGACAAGGAGGUGCACAAUCUGUACGCCAUGUUCUAUGCAAGGUGUAGCUUCCACAGAAAAGCCUACCAGCACAAGGUGAACAUGCUCAUACAGACUAUGAUCUCAGAGGCCUUUGUUAAAGCAGAUGAACACAUCAAGAUUAAAGGCUCAGGGGAGAAGAGCUUCACUCUCUCCACAGCCAUAGAUGACAUGGAGGCCUACACCAAGCUGACAGAUCGAGUGUUUGAAGACAUACUCCACUCCUCCUCCCCUGAGCUGGAAGAUGCGAGGAAGAUUCUCAACAGGAUCAUCACUCGUGAUCUCUACACGUGUGUGGGCGAAAAGCAUACUGCGGAAGAAACAAAGUGGAUGGAUGAGCAGUGGAAAAAUACAUUAGCUAAUAACCCUGAUGGGCUGACAGCAGAUGACUUUGAAGUUGUGACCACUUCUCUUGAUUAUGGGAAAAAACAUGAGGAUCCCAUCAGCUUUGUGUAUUUCUACAGCAAGAAUGAACCUAACACAGGAUUCAAGCGCUCCGGAGAUGAGGUGUCCAGGCUUCUCCCAAAGAACUUUUCUGAGAAGUUUGUCAGGAUUUACUGCAAGACGAAUGAUAAAAACAUUCUGGAUGCUGCCAAGGGUUACGUGUGCCAGUGGAAGAAGAAGAUAGAGAAAUUAGAGGAGGUGAAAAAGCAGUGGAAAGAGGAAUUAGCUCAAACCAUCCCUGAUGACGGGCUGACAGCAGAGGACUUUGAAAUUGUGGUCACUUCUUUCGAUUACAGGAAAAAGGGGGAGGACCCCAUCAGUAAUGUGUAUUUCUACAGCAAGUUUGCCCCUGACAAAGCUUCAAAGAUCCCCCAAAACCAGGUGGACAAGCUUCUCUCAGAGCGCUUUUCUGAGCUGUUCAUCACGGUUUACUGCAAGAGGAAGGAUAAAAAGAGUCUGGACGCUGCCAAGAAACACUUCGUCCAGUGGUGUGAAGCCAAGAACUUUUCAAUACUUGAGGAUGGAAACCCAGAGGAAGACAGCCAAAACAAUUAA
Seriola dumerili (greater amberjack) is the source of this 1854-nucleotide messenger RNA. RefSeq names its product deoxynucleoside triphosphate triphosphohydrolase SAMHD1-like. Gene Ontology annotation, biological process: dGTP catabolic process; defense response to virus; regulation of innate immune response. The record is from RefSeq and is a predicted model, not a curated record. Gene Ontology annotation, cellular component: nucleus. Bases 1 to 1854 code for a protein of 617 amino acids. Gene Ontology annotation, molecular function: dGTPase activity. The transcript is spliced from 17 exons. NCBI's taxonomy places the organism in Eukaryota, Metazoa, Chordata, Actinopteri, Carangiformes, Carangidae.